AUGGCUCAGGAAUCACUAAGAAGUGAUCAAUUUACAGUUUGGGUAAGGGAGAAAAAAAUUGGGUUUCUACGAGAAAGAGCACUGCUAUGGCGAGUGAAACAUGCAAAACGAAUGGGUGAGGACCCUAAGCGACAGAUUGCUACGGCGGGUCAUCUGGUGGUUGUAAAGAGAAAGGAUGCUUUAGGUACCUUAGGACCAGCUAUACUUGAAGUUUUAUUCAAUGAGAAUCCACUGGAUGAAUUAGUUACUGCUUUGAGAGAAGCUAGCACAGAAAUGGUUCGAGAAUUUUUAUCCGAUUUACGUUAUUUGCUUGUAAGUGAAUCGGAUGCGCAAAUUUCAGACAUAACAUUUUUCUUAUCAAAUGCAUCUCUGUUAACUGCAUUUUCCUAUAGAAGUCAACAGAAAGGUAUUAGUGAUGACGAUUUUGAAGCUUUAUUCCCAGCGUUAUCAGAUGCACAGAUUCGAUUGAUUGAUUUAAAUGGAAGUUGUCCAACGAAGGAAAUUCAACUGAUUGUUAAAAAUCUGAACGUAAGAUUGGUUCGAUUUCACAGAUAUCCUGGUGUAAAUGUAGAAACAUUCGAGAAUACAAAACUGUUGAAUUCUGCAGUUGAAUUUAUUGUUGCACAAGGACUACAUCCUAGCAUUGAAAAUAGUGGAAUGAGAUUUUUGAGACAUUUAAAAAAUGUUUUCCCCGCAAUAAAACAAAUUUUUUGGGAUUGGAGUAUGAUGAUGCCAACCUUAACAUGCAUAGAUGCUGAAGUUAUGGCUUGUUUAAAUGAAUUGUUAAAUUUGUACAAAGAAAUGGAAAUGAAUUUAUUAGCAAUUCUUUUCUUCAUGUCAAGCGAAGGAAGUGAGGAAUUAAUGGAAGUAAUUUGGAAACAUUUAAAAACAUUUCAUCUGCCAAAUGCGAAGAUGAGAAAAGUAAUGCGAGAUGAUAAACCAUAUUAUUGUCCACCGUACAUGUUCUUCAUUGCUGGAACAUCCGAAAAGAUUAGUCGUUUGGAAAAAAUUGUUUGCACGGAUCGAAUUGUUGAACCAGACCUACGACAUUUUCUGUAUGUUCAAAAUCGAUCGAUAAACAUUUACAAAAAUGACAACAUUUAUGAAUUUAUGGGAUUUGAUUAUGAACGUGAUGAUUGA
Messenger RNA from Brugia malayi, 1140 nucleotides. RefSeq lists its product as uncharacterized. The transcript is spliced from 6 exons. The record is from RefSeq and is a predicted model, not a curated record. Bases 1 to 1140 code for a protein of 379 amino acids. NCBI's taxonomy places the organism in Eukaryota, Metazoa, Nematoda, Chromadorea, Rhabditida, Onchocercidae.